Molecule: messenger RNA, 729 nt
Organism: Coffea eugenioides
Lineage: Eukaryota; Viridiplantae; Streptophyta; Magnoliopsida; Gentianales; Rubiaceae
Product: small nuclear ribonucleoprotein SmD1a
Exons: 4
Coding region: 114-458 (114 amino acids)
Biological process (GO): spliceosomal snRNP assembly; RNA processing
Cellular component (GO): commitment complex; U4 snRNP; SMN-Sm protein complex
Molecular function (GO): RNA binding
Source: RefSeq, a predicted model, not a curated record
AGUCCAAAGCGACAAAGCAGUUCUCUGCCCUAAAACCCUUGGCUCCUCCAGGAGGCCGUGCCCUGUUGUUGCUUCUGCCAAGCCGUAGCAUUCGUCUUCUUCUUUCUGCAACAAUGAAGCUUGUUAGAUUUCUGAUGAAGUUGAACAAUGAGACUGUGUCGAUUGAGCUAAAAAACGGCACCGUUGUUCACGGAACCAUUACAGGUGUGGAUAUCAGCAUGAACACACAUUUGAAGACUGUAAAACUUACACUAAAGGGAAAGAACCCAGUUACUUUGGAUCACCUGAGUGUGAGAGGCAAUAACAUUCGUUAUUACAUCCUUCCAGACAGCUUAAACCUUGAGACAUUGCUGGUGGAAGAGACACCUAGGGUGAAGCCUAAGAAGCCAACCACUGGGAGGCCUUUGGGACGAGGACGAGGGCGUGGUCGCGGGCGUGGCCGCGGUCGAGGUCGCUAGAUCUGGUCCGCUGGUUUCAAUUUUUGUGACAAUCAGUUAUGUAAACAUGUUAACUUGAGGGAUGGUUAAUUAGGUCGACGGAUCUCUUCAAUAUUAUGUUGGAAUUUUAUGUGCGACUUAUCUUUGUACUCCAGCAAAUUCUCAGUGGCCAAGUUUAGGCAGGCACAGGGAUGUGAAUUAGUUUCUCAGUUGUGUUGUCUGAUUCGCUGCUCUUACCGACUUGCAGUGGUUAUAUUACAUCGGUAUUCUAGUUUGAGAUUAUGCGUCUUAA